AUGCCUUACCCUGAUACUUUCGAAGGUUUCUCUGUCUAUUCGCACGAGAAGUGGAGUGAUUUCAAGAGGACGGAGCUCACACCAAAGACCUUUGGUGAUAACGAUGUAGAUAUCGUUGUUGAGUGCUGUGGCGUCUGCGGAAGCGAUCUCCACACUAUCACCGGCGGCUGGGGCCAAAGAAAGCUCCCUCUCUGCGUCGGCCACGAAAUCGUCGGCAAAGUCAUCAAAACGGGUCCGAAAGUCACGCUCUGCAAAAUCGGAGACCGCGUCGGAGUGGGAGCUCAGAUCAGGGCGUGUCUGGAGUGCAAAAUAUGCAAGUCUGACAACGAGAACUAUUGUCUGCACAAGAAAUUUACGUACGGCUCGGAGUACGAGGACGGGAUCGUUUCGCAGGGUGGUUAUGCGAGCCAUGUUCGGGCACAUGAAUAUUUCACGUUCCCGAUCCCGGAUGAUAUGGAGUCUGCCACGGUCGCACCUCUGAUGUGCGCCGGCCUCACCGUCUUCAGUCCCAUGUACCGCGCCAAAAUCGGUCCAGGCAUGAAGGUCGCCGUCCUCGGAAUCGGCGGCCUUGGCCAUCUCGGUCUCCAAUUUGCCCGUGCUCUCGGCGCCGAAGUCUACGCCCUCUCCCACUCGCCCCACAAAAAAGAAGACGCGCUAAAAUGCGGUGCCCAACACUUCAUCGUCACCUCCGAGCCCGACUGGCAAAAGCCCUGGGCGUUCACGUUCGACUUCAUCCUCAACACCGCCGACGUCACUCACACCUUCAACAUGGUCGACUAUAUCUCCACACUCAACAUUAACGGCGUCUUCCACAACGUCGGCCUUCCGGACGAGCCGCUCCCAGAGAUGCGCGCGACGCAUUUCUUGUUCAAUGGCGCGAGCAUUACGGGCAGUCAUAUUGGGAGUAGGCCUGAGGUGAUCAAGAUGCUGGAGGUGGCGAAGGAGCAUGGGGUCAAGAGCUGGGUGGAGGAGGUGCAGGUGGGCGAGGAGGGGUGUAAGGAGGCCUUGGAGAGGUUGAAGAAGAAUAACGUGCAUUUUAGGUUCACGUUCGUUGGCUACGAUAAAGCGUUUCCCAACCGAGUGACGGAGGCAUAG
This is a messenger RNA of Stereum hirsutum FP-91666 SS1, 1095 nucleotides long. RefSeq names its product NADPH-dependent medium chain alcohol dehydrogenase. The coding region runs from base 1 to 1095 and encodes 364 amino acids. Lineage: Eukaryota; Fungi; Basidiomycota; Agaricomycetes; Russulales; Stereaceae. Gene Ontology annotation, molecular function: zinc ion binding; alcohol dehydrogenase (NADP+) activity. The transcript is spliced from 5 exons. The record is from RefSeq and is a predicted model, not a curated record. Gene Ontology annotation, biological process: alcohol metabolic process.